AACUCACCGGCGAGAUGGGAAGAGACCGCGACGAUUCUCCGCCGGAGAGCGCGAAAGGCGACGUCGAGGAUAGAGACUACAGAAGAAAAUCAUCCCUGGAGAAAUCCAGCCGUAUCGAAAAGAAGUCCAACGGAGAAGAAGAAGAAGAUGUGAGUCGCCGUGAAUCUAAGAGGAGAUCAAAAGAUAGAAGAGACUCUGAUUCAGGUUCGGGAUUGGAGAGUGGUAGCGACUCCGAAUCGGAGAAGGAAGAGAGACGCAGAAGUCGAAAGUCGAGAGGGAAGAGGAAAUCAGAUCGGAGAUCUCGGAGUAGACGAAGCAGGAGACGCCACGAUGAUUCCAGUAGUAGCGAAUCGGAAUCUGAGUAUUCGGAUUCUGAGGAGAGUGAGAGUGAGAGUGAGAGUGAGAGUGAGGAUGAGCGGAGGAGAAGGAAGAGGAAGAGAAGGGAGAGGGAGGAGAGAGAGAGGAAGAAAAGGAGGAGAGAGAAAGAGAAGAAGAAGAGAAGGAAGGAGAAAGGUGUUGAUGGAGAUAGCAAGAAGAAGAAGAAGCGAAAGAAAGAGAAGAAGUCUGAGAAAGCGAAGAAAGGAGCGGUCACUGAAUCUUGGGGAAAGUAUGGAGUCAUCAGAGAGACUGAUAUGUGGAAUAAACGACCAGAGUUCACAGCAUGGCUUCUUGAAGUAAAAGAGGUCAACUUGGAAAGCUUGCCACCAUGGGAAGAGAAGAAAAUGUUUAAAGAUUUCAUGGAAGAUCACAAUACUGGUACAUUUACCUCCAAGAAAUACUAUGACAUUGAUGGUUACUAUAGACGUAAGUUGGAGAAAGAGAUGAAGAAGGGUUUGAAGAAAGCUGGGCAGGGUGAACGGACUGUGUUCAAUGACGAGGAGCAACGCCGGCUAGAGAUGCAGGAAGCACGCGAGAAGCAGAAGGAAGAAGAAGUGCUAGCUCUAAAGCGAUCAAUGGAAGGCGGAAUGGCUCAAGCUAUGAAGGAACAAGCUCGACUAAAGGAAGAAAUGGUCUACUUAUACAAGAUUGGGGACAUGGAGGCCGCCGCUGCUAUUCAGAGAAGGUUGGAUCCAGAUGUUCCCAUGUAAUGUGGAGGUUUUUGUGUAAGCUGCUACAAUAUCUUCUAGUUCUUGUUCUUGUUCCUAGACUGUGCUCUAAGUAAACAAAAUAAAAUUCAUCUGAUCCCUAAAGCAUGAUAUUAUUGAUACUGUUUUUUGUUUUUUGUUUUUUUUUGUUUUUAUAUUAUUAUUCACCGAAG
This is a messenger RNA of Eruca vesicaria subsp. sativa (arugula), 1258 nucleotides long. The record is from the annotation of a GenBank genome assembly. Lineage: Eukaryota; Viridiplantae; Streptophyta; Magnoliopsida; Brassicales; Brassicaceae.